CGAUCGCAGCAUUUCCGAAGCAACCAUGGAUGGGUUUGGAAGUGGAAGAACAAUGCCAUGGAACAUAUACCCAAGUUCAGAUCCAAGUCCGUCUCAACCUGUAGUCGAUUAGGAACCAACAUUGAAAACCUUGGGGACAUCCAUGAAUGCCAUUUCUUUUGGCUUUGUUGCUACCGCCAUCUUGAUAUCAAUGUUUAUUUUCAUGGCCAUCUUCGAACACCUCUUUCAGCCAAAUCCUGAUUUUUCUUCACCCGAUGAAGACGCAGCUCUAGGAUCUGGAGCUGUCGGAAAACUCGGGAAUCCGCAAAGAAUGUCGGCAUCGUAUUACAUUGCUCAACUUGCUCCCCUCCCUUGUCCAAGGGAAGGCAUCUAUUGGCCUCCCCAUAAACAUAGUUUUGUAUAUCCUUAAGCAAACAUCAUCAUCAUCAACUAUGUUCUUUAUCAUAUUCAUCAACAAUCAACCUUAUUGUCAUCUAA
Molecule: messenger RNA, 477 nt
Organism: Hibiscus syriacus
Lineage: Eukaryota; Viridiplantae; Streptophyta; Magnoliopsida; Malvales; Malvaceae
Exons: 2
Coding region: 143-409 (88 amino acids)
Source: RefSeq, a predicted model, not a curated record